UCUCACCAUCCUCAUUGAGAUCCAACCACAUUCAUAUUUACACCUUAUGUUAAUCAGCUCACAAUAACAUCAGUAUGGAAUAAAAGCACAUACGACUCUGACUCACUGUUCAUACAGCACAGAGGCAGGUAGAUGUCAUUCUGAUGAGCAGCUGAGAUGUCGAAUGACAGCCAGGGAUCGGUGAAGGGGGAGGCAGCCAUGAUACUGUCUCCCUCUGGCUCCGCCUCCUCUCAGGGACCACCCCUCUCUCCAUCCACCACCUCCAAACCACCUGAACUCCCAGAUGAACUGGUCCAGGCUGGAUGGGCUAAGUGCUGGUCUCGGAGGGAGAACCGGCCCUAUUAUUUCAACAGAUUCACCAAUCAGAGCCUGUGGGAGGUCCCAGUGCUUGGUCAGCAUGACGUCAUUUCUGAUCCUUUAGGUCUGAAUGCGGCUCCGGCUGAGGGCGGAGACAGUAACCUUGGUAACGGUCAGAGGAAAAGGAGGAGCUCUGAGGAGCAGGUGGCAGGGCCUAACAGCGUCAAACGAGCUAAGGUGGAGCCCACCACACCCAUCUCUCCCAGCACACCUGGGGUCAAACCCUGGAGCGCCGCCCCCGAAGACAAACAGGCCCCACCGCCCACACCUACAACUCCAAGCCCUGCCCCUGCCCCGUACAGACCAGCUGUUAUCUACUGGGAUCUGGACAUUCAGACGAACGCUGUGAUCAGAGAGCACCGCCCAGCCAGCCACUUGCCCCCCCACCCUGAGAUUGAGAUGCAGAGAGCUCAGCUGGUCACGAAACUGAGACAACACUACCACGAGCUGUGUCACCAGAGAGAAGGUAUUGAUCCGCCCCGGGAGUCAUUCAACCGUUGGCUACUGGAGAGGAAAGUGAUCGACAAAGGUCAUGACCCUUUACUGCCGAGUGACUGUGACCCCAUCAUCUCCCCGUCCAUGUUCAGAGAGGUCAUGAAUGACAUCCCCAUCAGGUGCCUGUUGUCUCGUAUCAAGUACAAAGAGGAGGCCCGGAAGCUGCUGUUUAAAUACGCUGAAGCCGCCAAGAAGAUGAUUGACUCCAGGAAUGCGAGUCCGGAGAGCAGAAAGGUGGUGAAGUGGAACGCAGAAGACACCAUGAGCUGGCUGCGCCGAGAUCACUCCGCCAGCAAGGAGGACUACAUGGACCGACUGGAGCAUCUGAGGCAACAGUGCGGUCCUCAUGUCGCCGCCGUCGCCAAAGACUCUGUGGAGGGAAUAUGCUCCAAGAUCUACCAGCUGUCUGCAGACUACAGCCGCCGCUUGAGACAGACACACCUGAGCCUGCUGCAGGACCCGCCCACAGAAGCAUGUGCGUCCCCUCAGCAGUCCCGGCUGGUCUACUGUUACCCAGUUCGUCUGGUGAUCCCUUCGCCCCCCCUCCCUCGAGUGGAGUUGCACUUUGAGAAUGACGUGGCCUGUCUGCGCUUCAGAGGAGAGAUGGUCAAAGUCAACAGAGGUCACUUCAGCAAACUGGAGUUGUUGUACAGGUACAGCUGCAUAGAUGAUCCCCGCUUCGAGAAGUUCUUGUCCAGAGUCUGGUGCCUCCUGAAGAGAUACCAGGAGAUGUUCGGCAGCGGUGCUAAUGAGGGGACAGGCCUGCAGGGGGCGCUGCCAGUGACGGUGUUUGAAGCAUUGAAUCGACAGUUUGGAGUUUCCUUCGAGUGUUUCGCCUCGCCGCUCAACUGCUACUUCAAACAGUUCUGCUCAGCGUUCCCCGACAUUGACGGCUUCUUCGGAUCCAGAGGGCCGUUCCUGUCGUUCUCUCCAGUCAGCGGCUCAUUUGAAGCUAACCCUCCAUUCUGCGAAGAGCUGAUGGACACCAUGGUGACGCACUUUGAGGAGCUGUUGAAUCAGUCCUCCGAGCCUCUGUCCUUCAUAGUCUUCGUCCCUGAAUGGCGCGACCCUGUGACCCCGGCCCUAACCCGCAUGGAGGCAAGUCGAUUCCUCCGUCACCAGCUGAGUGUCACGGCCUACGAACAUGAGUAUCGGUCCGGGAGUCAGCACAUCUGCAAGAGAGAUGAGAUGUACUACCGGGCGGUACACGGUACUGCAGUACUCUUUCUUCAGAACGAUGCAGGUUUCGCAAAGUGGGCUCCGACUCCAGAGCGUCUGGCCGAGCUGACAGCAGCAUACCGCCCCGCCUCCUCCCGCACCUCCUCGCUGUCCUCUCCUGGCCCCGCCCACAUUGCUCCUGCAGACAGAGACUCCGCCCCUAAGGCCUCUGAUAGGAUGCAGAGCGAUGUAAUGUCACCAGGAGGCCAUGACAACAACAACAACAACAGUAACAACAACAACAGCAGCAGCAGCAGCAGCAGCAGCAGUAGUAGCAGCAGUCCUCGAGACAAAAUGGCUGCUGUUUAGAGGGUCUGGGGUUAUAUCGGGCCACGCCCACUCACCUGCUGGAAGGUUGUUUAAGGUUUCUGUGUUUCACAGAGUUAAUUUUUUUCUGAUCGUCGUCUCGUCUGUUCAGAUUGUCCCUCACCAGCACCUGUAGCACACCCUCAGUUUCUCUCAACAUACCCACAAUGCCGUUCUGUUGCCCCUGCCAGCAAGGGGCAGUGCCAGAGCGUCACGCUAAAACCUGAUUUAACCCUUUCUGUUGUUCAGUUGGCUUUCACUCAUCCCUUCAGUCUGGUUCAUCCCUGCUCACAUCAGCUGUUCUGAUUAUUCAAAGCUCUGAUAACAUGGCGUCUGGAGCAUUUCUUUCUCCUGCAGCUGAUUCACUUCACGGUGUUGUUGCUACUGUUGCUUAGCAACAAACAUCAGCUACUAAGAAUACAGAGUUAAUCGGUGAGCAGCAACGUGUUGGAGCUCCAGCAAUAAAAACCUUUCCAUUCACCUGUGAUGUCACUGCUCCUCUGGGUCACUGGAGGACUUCUGAUUGGUCCCCACACCGACUGGGCUUGGUGAUUGGUUGACAAGGCAGCUAUCGUUUCUAUUGGACUCGUCUUUCUUUGUUGAGUCGGACAGAAUUCAGCGGCAUCCUGCUUCAGGCCCCGCCUCCUCGGGAUAGCCUGGCUAAUCAGAGCUCGUCCGUCAGAUGAUGUACCUGCUUCAACCGGAAUGCAUUAUAGAAAACUGAAAAUUCAGCAGGCAUGAGGAGGCGGAGCCCCCGCGGUGAGGUCAAAUUUACUGGUGGAAGGAGGCGGAGUCAGAACUGGGACUCAGAUUCAGACUGGUCAGCGAGGACAGACGACUGAAAGACAGACUUCAUCUUCCUGUCUCCUCGGAGGUCUUUUUACUUGUGCUUUCAUUAGAGUGGAAGUUUGAUCAGAGACGUGAGGCGUUAAACCAGGUGUGGUUGGUAGCAGCUGGAGCUGUUGGAGAUGAUUCUCCAUCUCAAAGCUGCGUGAAUAGGGAUGUGAAGUGUGAGGAGUUAUUUCAGGGUUCCUGCAGUAAAAGUCUGGUUCUUGUUCUAUGUGCACAGACAGAAUUUAAUCACCCCAUACAACAUGUUGUUCGUGAACGUAUGAACUCUUUCUCAAAAUACUGUGACUUUUUUUCUCAAAACAUUACGACUUUUUUAUGAUAAUAGUUCAUCUCAUAGUGCAAGAGACUAGUGAGUUUCUGUGUUAAUGAACAUUUAGUGAAUAUUUUAAAAGAGAUCUUUGACAAACCCACGCUCCUCACACUUCAUAAUCCGACACUGCAGCUAGCAGCUGAUGCUGUUCUGUGAUUGUUUGAUGAGUCGUCUUAUCAGGCGUCUGUUGCCGUGUGACAUCAGUUCCUGCCGCGGCAGCAGCAGCUGUGUAGAUACUGUACAGUUCAACUGAUGUGAAGUCUGUUGAUGUUAUUUUCCUCAUCUGCUGUUAAAUUGAUUGAAAAACAAAUUAAAAUGUUUAACCAUUCUUUUUUAUUUGAUUUAAUUUAACAAUUUUUUAAAGAGAUGGAGAUCUGUUUCCUGUAUUACAAAGCUUACAAUAGUUUGUUUUAAACUAAACCAAAGUGUUAUUAAGAAAUUCUAUAACUUGUAUGUAAAAGUAGAUGUGUGUAUGCAUCAGUAAUGCUGACGUCUAACCAGCAGAAUACUCCUCCACCUUAUUUUUAUAAUUCUCAGCUGUUCUCUUUUCUCUAAGUUGAUCUGUUUGUUUGUUUUUUUUUGUUUGUUUGUUUUUUUUUUCCAAUGGGAUUUUGUUUUUGUUCUUGUGCAUGAACCUUUCAGACUUUAAAUGAUGUUUGUAAUCCUGAAUGUUUUCCAGGCCGAGUCUCCAGGCCGAUUGGCAUCACUGCACGGCGCCAGGCUUCACAGAAAACAGCCACACAACAUGUUUUAUCUGUCCUCAACGUUUUAAUUUUAACUGUUGUGUUCAGCUUAUUUAAGGGAGUAUACCGACAUUUAGUGUGCAACAGUUUUGUAUUUGUUUGAAGGUGGGUUUAUUUUGAUUUUGAUGAGCUAAGUUUCAUAGUUUCAGCCCGCUUCUGGUCUUUGUGCUUUGCGCAUGAUGGACUGUUCCAAUAUUUCACACCUUGGUAUUCCUACAAAACAACAUCACACUGACUAAAGAAAACAAACUGGAGAAAAUUUCUUGUAACUUAUUAUACAGAUAAGAUUUGGACCUAAUAAUUAAAAGUUCCUAAAUAAUUUUGACAAAACGUCAUGAAUGCACUCGUAAUGAGAACUUCCUGUAUAACUUCAAGAAAAUGCUUUUCUUGUAAUUAUGAGGAAACAGUAGAGAUUGAGAUCUUUACUUCAUAAUUUCAUGAAAGCUAUAUUUUCUCAUUCGCAUAAGAUUUGUGUUUAAUAAGUACAAGAUAAAAUUCUUGUAGCUAUGUAGUAAUGUAUAUUUGAAUCACAGGACAACUGUUGGAAUUGCACACUUAUCUGCAAUUUUGAUAUUUUUUUUCUUUAUAUUCAUAUCUAAUAAUUGCAAGAUAGCUAUAUUUAAUUCUGAGAAAAGAUGUCAUGAAUUUUCCUGUAAUCAUGACUUCUUUAUCUCGGUUAAAAGAAAACAAUUUGUCUCAGUUUCAUAAAAACUAUAUCUGUUUUAUUAGAUUUCAUAAUUUGAAAAAAUGCUAUAAUUAAGAGAUUUUUUUUUUCUGAAAUUAAAGAUCCCUAGCUCAGAAAUCUGUCAUGAAAAAAAUUUCUAUAAAAGAAAGUAGUCAUAAUUACAAGAAAGGAUCUUGUAAUUAUGACAUGUAAUUACAAUGUCACGCUUAUUAGUGUUCUUGAAAUGGAAAUAUAAUUCCAACAGUUUGUUCAACAGAAGUCGCUGUUACAGUUUGUCUCCUGUUUGUUUGUCUUUAUUAAAUGUGUAAACAUGUUUCUUUAUCUUUCUGAUUCAAACAAGCAGAACUUUUCAGUGUCAGACUCUUCGCAAUUAAGAAAGCCGACAAUGAAAAUGUCUGUUUUUAUUUGUAGCUUAGGUACAAACCAGAACGCUUUCUCCUUUUCAUCUGAGUCUGGUGGUAAAUGUGGAGUGAGUCUGAUCGACGAAGACUCGGCUGUUUGUGGUCCUCACAGCUGGAGAAUGUAAAUACAGUCUGUCCUUCGUUCUGCCUGCAGACAAACUGCAGCUUCACUCUCCCAGUAAAAAUAUAUCCAACCCAGUA
Messenger RNA from Seriola dumerili (greater amberjack), 5568 nucleotides. It is a transcript of the gene pcif1, whose product is annotated as PDX1 C-terminal inhibiting factor 1. Gene Ontology annotation, cellular component: nucleus. The transcript is spliced from 16 exons. The record is from RefSeq and is a predicted model, not a curated record. Gene Ontology annotation, molecular function: mRNA (2'-O-methyladenosine-N6-)-methyltransferase activity; RNA polymerase II C-terminal domain binding. Lineage: Eukaryota; Metazoa; Chordata; Actinopteri; Carangiformes; Carangidae. The coding region runs from base 157 to 2379 and encodes 740 amino acids.